UCCGCUCAGCCUCCUGCGUUCAUUUCCGAAACAGUACAAGCAGCAGAAGAUAUAGUGUAAUCAGGCGCUGUUAUUCAAAACACAGAGCUAAGCGUAACUUUAUGUUAACCACCGUGUUUAUAAUGCAUGUACUUUUGUGUAAUGAAGGUCGGGCAAGUAUUUUGCAACCAUUGUCCGUUCAGUGCCACAUAUAGACCGCGGGCUGCACAGGUGGAAAUCAGUCAUUUGGAGCCUGUGGAGCGAAAUCCAAAAAUUUUAUGACUUUCUUGGUGUGUCCUCCAGGAUUUGUAGUGAAGAUCUCUUGAUGGAGCCAAGACAGAGAUGGGAAUCCGUAGUCCAGCACCUUCCUCUUCUGAAAGACUUCAGUAGAACUACAAUCGAAUGAAUGGUCAUAUGUUUUUUCACACUCUUUACUUGACCUUCUUGUAACAUAAAGACUCCCUUCAUUUAGGAAGAUUUGUCUUUUGUUCGCAUCAUAAUGUUCACAAUAAGAAGACAGCUCUGCCUCCAAAUUUGAUGUCCAAGGUUGCCUAUCGCAUGGUAUAACUGUCACUUGUAUUUUGUACUGAACCUUUGUAAUCACUAUGCGAAUCAGUUUCUGUCAGGCUCUGCUAACGGGAGCCAUUGUGCUGAACUUGUUGAUUCUGUAUUUUGUAUCACGGGCGCAACAGCAGAUGAUGGAGAAGCGGCGCACACAAGGAAAGGGCCUCAAGAAAAUGUCUCUAUCUGUUUCCGGCCUGGGGGUUGCUGGGGGGGCAGUGGUAGGAAGUAUAGUAGGGGCAAACAAAAUUGGAGGUCUGGUGGGUGGUAUGAGGAGUCCUCGUAUGACUGUGCUCCUACGUGAGUUUGAAGACUUUGAGAACUAUGUGGGUGACGUGGCCCGCUCGUUCUUGCGCCAGAGACCAGAGGUGCCAUUAAUGGUUGUGGCAGACACACUGCCUUACCCUCCCCUGUCUCUGCCUGAGAAUGCCCGUUUGUUGGUGCUAUCCCCCAGCCCAGAACAGCCUCCUCAAACACACCGGCCAGAAUUCUAUGUGCAGACUGAGUUUGUGCUGUUGGUGCCUGAUGGCGUGGAGUUGGAGCAUGGGCGGCAGCUCGAGAGGCUAAUCCGGGAGCUGGAGGGCGAGGGAGGCGGGCCAGUACGGCUGGUUGCAGCCCCAGUGCUGACCCGUGCUGCUGUCCAUUGCCUGCACCUGCAGGUGAGCCUAAAGGAAUGGACAGCAACAUACUCCCUUGGGGCAUCAGGGAGCAGCGGCAGUGUGUGCACUGCCCUGCGUGGUGAUGCUGUAGUCCUCAUUCGCACUGAGGACCUUUUCAACCUUUCAGUCCCUUUAGCACGCCCUCUACUGUCUGCACUGUUUAUACAGACUGCACUGCGAGGCUGGAAAGUCAAGCUGCUAGAGGGCCUAACAUUCUCUGCUGGCCACCACCCAUUGUUUACCUCAGCGCACAACCAGUGGAAGGCAGACAGUCAUCUCAAGGAGGCUACCAACCAACUUAUGCGGAGCUUUGGCCUCAAACACUUGGUAUGGCCUGAUGGAAGGGACCAGUGGUUUGGCUGCUCAAAAGAGACAGCACGAUGCUUCGGCACAGUGCAUGACGACACACCUGAGUACCUUUACCUGGAGCGCUGGACCCCACCGUGUUGCUUGCGUGCCCUUAGAGAAACUACAAAAUAUGUCAUCAACAUCUUGGAAAGCUCUGGUGUGCGUUACUGGCUGGAAGGAGGCAGUCUUUUGGGAGCUGCCAGAAAUCAAGAUAUCAUCCCUUGGGACUAUGAUGUUGAUUUAGGCAUCUACCAGGAGGAUGUGCCCAAUUGUGAAUACCUGAAGAACUUGGACUCAGGGUCGUUGGUGGAUGCUAAUGGUUAUGUAUGGGAACAGGCGGUAGAGGGAGACUUUUACCGCAUCCAGUAUAGUGAGGCCAACCACUUGCAUGUGGAUCUGUGGCCAUUCUACUCCCGGAAUGGAGUUAUGACCAAGGACACAUGGACUGAGCACAAGCAGGAUGUGGAGUUCCCUGAACACUUUCUGCAACCUCUGGUGCCCAUGCCAUUUGCUGGCAUCACCGCCUAUGGACCCAACAACCAUCGUGCCUUCCUGGAGCUGAAGUUUGGAGAGGGAGUCAUUGAGAACCCUCAGUAUCCCAACCCUGCAAAGAAAAAGCUGGGUAGGAAUUGAUUGUGAGGUCACAAUCAUUUAUGUGUUGUUAAACUGUCAACUUAUAAGAACAGUUUUGAAGACUAUUGAGACUUUGAAUUUGAAGGCCAUCUCUGGGUAUUUACUAGUCAUAAAGAGGUACCAUUAUCUCACUCUAGGGCAGUAGUUCCCAAACCAGUCCUCAGCCCCCUUCACCCGCCCACCUGACAGUCCACAUGUUGUGAGCUAAGCUGUCAUCCCAGCUUAGCUCACAACACAUAGAGAUGAAGAAAACAUGUGGACCAUCUGGGAGGUCCUGGCAACAGAGUUGGAAACCACUGCAUGUCCAUUGGAAAGUUCCAGAGAAUUUCUUUCUCCAAGCAGAAGAAGUUGCUUUUUUUAUUUUCACAUUGGUCAAGUAUGUACAAAGUGCUGGCAGUAUGUUGCUGGUCAUUAGUGCACUGAAUGUUUUUAUAAGCAUCUCAAAACAGUUACUUUAUUGCACAUGAUAUAACAAAUCCAAAGAUGUGUUCUGUAACUGUAACGUUGACAUAAAUAAACUUGGUGGUAACAGUAGAAACAAGUGUAUCAAGGAAGAAUAUGCAUACAAGAAUAUUAAGGAAACGCAGCUGCUACUGUUUUUUUGCACAUCUUCAGUUUAUACAUUAUUUUUUCAUUUGAAUUUUUUUAAAUUAAUUAAUUAUGAUUUUUUCAUAAUUACUACCCAUGGUUGUGUAUAAAGCUUUUUUUGACAAUUGGCAAAAAGGGUUUUAAUAUUUCUGUAUUCUUUAUAAACAAUUGGUAAAUUAAAUAUUUAUUUUUAUCAGUAUCAAAAACCAGAGUACACAGGCACAACCAGCAUCUUUACUCAUGUGCACUAGAAUAACUUAUUACAGUUCUAUUGUAGUUAAAUAACCAAUUAUUCAGUCAUUGAUAUUAAAAACGUGUUUAUUUGUUUUAGGAACUUAAAUUACCGCCUAACACAUUAAGUCUUCUUCUUCAAAGAAUGAAUAAAAAUAUGGCAUGCAGCUGGAGAAUUUUUAUUUUGAUGUGGCAGACUAAAAUUUGCAAUGUAUCUGGUCGACCCUAAGGUGGUGUCAGAGGCCGGUGAAUGAAAUACGAUUGUUUCUUUUCUUCUAUUAACAUUAACAUACGUUUAGUUACAUAACAUGUAGGAAUAUACUAUGUUUAAUGGCUGCAUUGAUGUAAAUGUUGUCUAAAUCACUUUUAAAAAGCACAGUGUCCUUUGCUUUAGUAUGGUAAAAAUUUGGGACAAUGUGUUGAUGGUUACAUCACCUUAACCUUACACUAUAAAUAAGAGCGAUAUUGUAGAAAUUUGAACUUUUUAGUGAGGUUAAAAAUGUUAGAAAACCAUUAAAAUACUCAAAACAUGUCAAAAUUAUUAGCACAUAAAAAGCUUCAUAACUUAAGGGUACUCUUAGGGUAAGGAUUGAAAAGCUUCAAGCUGAAGUUGUGAUUAAUCUAUCCAGAGAGAAUGCAAGUGGUCUGUUUGCCCCCAUGCAAGAUGGAGAGCAUGGUUCCAAAGGCAAAACUUUCUCUAAGGAUAGCAGUGAACUGGUAUUGUCUUGUAGGCAUAAUGUCUCCACUAUUACAUUCUACCUUCAUGCCUAAAAAACUACAGUCCUGUGCAGAUGUAUUUGCUGAUUUUCUCUGUUAUUGCAUAUUUGUCACAGUGAAUGCUUUUGCAAAAUGUAUUAGAAAAUUUUAAACAUUAUUUAUUAAAUUAUGUAUUAUUUACAAACCCCAUUUUCAGAAACGUUGGGACUUUUUGUGAAAUGCAAU
Molecule: messenger RNA, 3941 nt
Organism: Colossoma macropomum (tambaqui)
Lineage: Eukaryota; Metazoa; Chordata; Actinopteri; Characiformes; Serrasalmidae
Gene: fkrp
Product: fukutin related protein
Biological process (GO): protein O-linked glycosylation via mannose
Cellular component (GO): Golgi apparatus
Source: RefSeq, a predicted model, not a curated record